AUGAGCACAACGCCUAUCAGGCUGCGAGACUCUCCCGCUCAAGUGCAAGAAAAGCUUGGCCUCAGCAACCGACAGUUCGACAACUUCAAGAACUUUGCCCGAAGAGUCCACGGUGAAUACUGUGCCGCUCAUCCCAAUUCCAAAUGGGCCGACGUCAAUGCGGUCUGGACGGCCGUGCCCGAGCGAGAGAAACUCGAUGUCAUCCGCUUGAUGUACAACCUGUGCACCGAAUCCAACCUAUUCCCUCCUACCACCGGACGAACCGUGAUCGAAGCAGGCAUUGAACAGAGGCUGCAUCAGGUGCGGCGUACCUGGCAGCAGACCUCGAGAACAAGGACGAGACCGUCAGCACAAGGGGACGAUGGUGGGUCCUGA
Messenger RNA from Fonsecaea multimorphosa CBS 102226, 375 nucleotides. RefSeq lists its product as uncharacterized. Bases 1 to 375 code for a protein of 124 amino acids. The record is from RefSeq and is a predicted model, not a curated record. The transcript has a single exon. Lineage: Eukaryota; Fungi; Ascomycota; Eurotiomycetes; Chaetothyriales; Herpotrichiellaceae.